Molecule: messenger RNA, 4878 nt
Organism: Chaetomium strumarium
Lineage: Eukaryota; Fungi; Ascomycota; Sordariomycetes; Sordariales; Chaetomiaceae
Product: ankyrin repeat-containing domain protein
Exons: 8
Coding region: 1-4878 (1625 amino acids)
Biological process (GO): regulation of cardiac muscle contraction; protein localization to T-tubule
Cellular component (GO): T-tubule
Molecular function (GO): zinc ion binding; protein binding
Source: RefSeq, a predicted model, not a curated record
AUGGCCGAGGACAUCGCCAACCGUCGAAGGCUUCAUAAGAACAGGCCACUACAGUCAGGUGGGGUCCUUAUAGUUGCUCAAGCACGUCGGAUGAUCAAGGUCAGGGAGGAUGACGAGCUUGCAAAGGCCAGGCGGGUAGUUCAAGCCGCUAAACAGAGGGCUCACAACAAGAUCAAACGGGUUCGAGCAGAGGCCACCAGGCUUCUGCAAGAGCUGGUCGACCUCCGGAAGGGAGAGAAGAGCGAAAGACCGCUUAUUUUCGUCGCUCAUGACAUCGGGGGAAUCAUCGUCAAGGAGGCUCUUCGCCUCGCAAAAUACAAUCCGACCCGUUUCCCAGGCAUCGACAGCUCGGCCAUAAGCUUGAUAUUCUUUGGUUGUUCUCACCGGUUUGCGGAGCAGCAAAUCAUGGAAGAGAGCAUGCUGAGAUUGAUCCUACAUGCAAGCAAACGACAGAUGCCGUCUUCCACGAUCAUACGACGAGCAAAAGACCUCUCAGAAGCUGUCACGGAAGUCAACAACGGGUUCCUACAUGCCAGAAUCCUGAUACAAAGGACGGUGGUCAACAUCUUCUCGGAGGUGCGAUUUGGGAUCCCGUUCCCCCACUCAGCGCUUCCAUACGCUCCCCGGCUCAACCACAUAUACCGGAACAAGCUUCAACGAGCCCUCAUAUAUGAAAAUUGGGUCAAUCAGCCCAAGUCGUCACUGCUCCAUCUCUACGGCCAUCGCAAUAUCACAGAGGCUGCGCAGUACGCCUUCUGCAAGCUAGACGCAACUCGCAGGAGUCCAUGGGUCAUGGGCGAACACGUCCUGCACUUCAAAUUCGACAGUCACGAUGUCCGUCGAAAAUCUGUAGGAGAUAUGGCGAGGGUCUUCAUGAAUGCCAUUCUCAUAUAUCGCAACCACAUGAACGGGACCAUGGGAAACGACCUGAAACCGCCUCCUUUCUCGGAUUACUGGCACGAUGAGGAUGCAUGGGCGCCCUUUAACAUGGUGCGGAAGGCUGCGGGGUCGUCAUGGCAGGGAAUCUAUAUUAUCGAUGGAUUGGACGAAUGCGACGAGUCGCGGAGUCUCAUCCUGGCCGAGUUUCUCCGUGCGGUGAGAUGCUCUGAACAGCGGUUCAAGGUCCUGGUCACCAGCACAUCCGGCAGAAACCAGGACAUCAAGGACGCCCUGAGUGACCAGUUCACCAUCGACGCUGAUCAAGCAUACGAUGCAUCGGCAGGAAGGUUUGGUCCAGAGUUCGACUCGGAGCAUCUGCACCUGGUCGAAUCCCUGCUUCAAUCUCGCCCCAAGUUCCCAGUGGAACAAUCGCGGACUAAGAUUGAUGAUCUUCUAUCUAGUUGCCAGCCCGACAUCCUACUACGUCGCCAGGUUGCUGAGUGGCUGCGGAUGACCUCUCAUAUUUCUUCCCAGGCAUGUCUUGCCCGAGAAGUUGAACGUCUUUCACCCCCCAGCCCUGAAAGACUCUACAGGAGGAUUGUCGAGGAAAUCCCUCCUCGGAGGCUGUCCUUUGCGCUACUGGUAUUGACUUGGGCUCUGCAUUCAUUCCGGCCACUGCGACCGCAAGAGUUGGGGAUUGCCUUGUCUCUGUCCGAGGAGACGGAAGGAGAAUCGUGGAUACCAGCCACAGUCGCCGAGCUAGAGAACUCGGAGCUUGCCACGCAGAUUGCCGAUUGUUUCGGUCCGAUGGUCGGGUUUGUGAACAGCGAACUUCAAUUCAAUGGGUCUUGCGCGCGCCGCUUUCUUUCCGACUACUUUUACUCCUCCGCGAAGAUGUCGGGUGCAGACUGCCACCGACAUUUAGCCGAGGCCUGCUGCCGGUACUUCACGAUUCCCGAGGUUCGGCAUCGUCUGGAGGGUUUUUCUCAGAAGGAGCCUCAGGGCGAGCCUGAAGGGCUCUUCCUGGAUAUGGAAGACUUCUUUCCCUACGCCAUGCGCUUCCUGCCGGGCCAUCACGACCUUGCCUUCGCGCUCGCCGAGCAGCCUGGAGAAGAGCAGCGGAUACCUGCACCCUUCUCACCAGCAGUCCCUUCGUACAUCAUGGCAUUCUACCGAAAGAACCCGGAGUUCGGUUACUAUUCAUUCGGCAAACAUGUGCAAGAGGAUGGCCGAUAUUUCAUUGUGCGCAAGGAUUUGGAGCCCGAGUUCGGUAGCAACGAGUCCGCGCUCAAAGCUGCCCUGAUCGCUGCCGCAGGAUCCGGCAAGGCCGCCAUUGUGACUGACAUUGUGACGCACAUGGCGAACAAUGGCGUACCAGGGUCUGACUGGCCCCGUGGGCCGCUCUGUCGCCUUUCGUGGCUCGGCAUGCACGAUUUGGUCCAACUGCUGCUGGACGCAGGCGCAUCGGCGGACGUCACGUUUGGAAGAGAGGGACUCUAUGAGGGCUGGAGGCCUUUAGACUUCGCGGUGGCGCGGAACCACGUACAGCUUGUCGAGCUGCUCCUACAGCAUACCGACCUGCAGUCCGAAGACGUCCUCCGGAAGAGCCAUCUUGUGAAGACGGCCUCGAAAGCUGGCUAUCACGAGGUUCUGGCAAUUCUUAUCCAGCACGGAGCGGAUGUGAGUCAUGUGCCUCAGGACGGUACGACAAUCAGUCCGCUUCGGCCAGCCGCCUCGCGGAGACAUUUUAUGGUGGUCAGGGAGCUCAUCGUCGCCGGGGCCGGUAAAGAUCUUGCCGAAAGCAACGCUGGGCAAGGCCUUAGUCUCGCGGCACUGGCGGGUCAUAUGAGAUGUGUCGAGGCGCUAUUGGACCUCGGCGUGCCGGUCGAAACCAAACAUGACAACUAUGGAACCGCUCUCUCCUGUGCCGCAUGCUAUGGACACGCCGACACAUGCCGCCUCCUCCUGGACCGCGGGGCGAGCACCGAGAACACCGAAGGGUGCUGUUCCAUCAUCGCACAUGCCGCCAACUCGGGCAGCCUGGAGGUCGUCAAGCUGUUGCUGGAAGAGGCCGGCACAAACAUUGAUACGGCUGUCAACAACCAGACUGCACUCAUCACAGCCACGCAAGAUGAGUUUGCCACGUCCCGGGACAUUGCCCGCUAUCUCAUUGAGAAAGGAGCGGACGUGAACACAGCCAGCGAAGGGUCUAACACCGCCCUGUCUCUGGCAGCAGAGAACGGAUCUACUGAACUUGUCCGCCUGCUCAUCGCGGCUGGGGCCAAGGUCAACGUCAUUGUCGACGAAAGGAAGUGGUCCCCACUGCAUGGUGGAUUGCCCUUUGCCGACGUAACGCGGGCUCUGUUAGAGAACGGCGCUGACAUAGAGGCCGUUUCCAACGAUGGUACGCCACUGUACUGGGCGGCUUUCUGUAAUCACAUCGACACCGUGAGGGAGCUCCUCAAGAUCAAGGCCAACCUUGAAUAUGUGUACAAGGCACCUGGAGAGGGGUUUGUCGAUGACGGCUAUACUGCCCUCCGAGCUGCCGUCGCGAACCACCAACCCGUGGUGACAAGACUCCUCCUCGAAGCCGGCGCAGACGUCAACGCCAAGUUAGCCUCAGACGGAAGCGGCCCGCUCCAUGCCGCAGUGGCAAUAGGCGAUGAGGAACUUGUCGAGCUCUUGCUACAGUACAACGUGGACAUGGAGAUGAAGGACGACCUGGGAUACACGCCCUUGCACAAACUUACCUCUAACACGCCGGUGUCGCUGGUGGCACGGCUUGUCAAACGUGGAGGAGACCUUGAGGCGCGCUCCAAUAGCAAGUUCAACCCGCUCUGCAGAGCCGUUUAUGAAGGGAACUUCGCUGUGGCGGAGUACUUCAUCAAGAAGGGAGUGAAUCUAGGAGUUCCCGUACCCAACUACGGCAGCCCACUACACAUCGCAUGUCGGUUCUCGACCUUGGAGAUAGUCAACCUAUUGCUCCGGAACGGCGCCGAUGUCGACUUCAUCGACCCCGAGCAGCCUGGAACCCCGCUAAUGACGACAUGUUUGUAUCUCGGCGCAAAGCCUAACAACAAGAACUUGAAGGACAUCUUGGACUACUUUCUAGGCGAAGGCAACGCCGACAUCAACAUCACCGGUGGCAUUUACGGCACUGCGCUUCACGUCGCUUGUCUCUGGGGCGACCCGGGCAUGAUCCGUCUUCUUCUUGACAAGGGGGCAGAUACUAUCACCACUGCCGACGAGAUUGGUAGACACCCCCUCCAUCUUGCUGCGCUACGUACAACAGAGCACAUCGAUGUGUUGUUGGAGCGAGGUGGAGACGUUCUCGCCAGGGACAAGAUGGGGAGGACAGUUCUUCAUGCUGCCGUUAGUAGCGGCCGGGUGGAAGUCGUGGAAAAGCUGCUGCCACUCAUCAGCGACGGAGUGAAUGCCAAGGACAAUGACGGUUGGACACCGCUCGUCUGGGCGGCAAAGCCUAAUGGCGGCGCCUAUGGCACCCAACGAGAUGGACAGCUCGCCGUCAUUGAGACUCUCUUAAAAGCCGGUGCCGAUCCAUCCUUGACUGGGGAGGGUAUCCGGCGUACCUGGACACAACUGGAGGUGGCCGUUUACCAUGACGCGGGCGAUGACGUCGUGGCGCUGCUCUCUCCGGAGCCUAAGGAAGACCCGAGAAGGCAGAGAUUCCAUAUGAAGAAAGGGAUAAAGCCGAAUUCUAAUCCCUGGUGCGACGCAUGCAUGCUGCCUCUCUGGGGAGAAUACUACCACUGUCAGAACUGCGAAGACUUUGACCUCUGCUUCAAAUGUUAUCGUUCCAAGAACACGAUACAUGUCGACCACACUUUUGUAGAGAGAGGCGACGAGGUUAUUGUCGGGCACGAUGAGGAAGAGCCAGGCGAUGCACAGAACUCGGAGCCGGCGGAAGGAGAGGGUGAAGCUGGAGAGGAUAAUGCCGAGCACGGGAAUGAGGAUAGUGAUAGUGACGAUUCAUGGUGA